Messenger RNA from Gossypium raimondii (Peruvian cotton), 1214 nucleotides. RefSeq names its product chlorophyllase-2. The coding region runs from base 104 to 1036 and encodes 310 amino acids. The record is from RefSeq and is a predicted model, not a curated record. Gene Ontology annotation, molecular function: chlorophyllase activity. Lineage: Eukaryota; Viridiplantae; Streptophyta; Magnoliopsida; Malvales; Malvaceae. Gene Ontology annotation, biological process: chlorophyll catabolic process. The transcript has 2 exons.
CUUACAACUCAACAACCUUAUCUGGUUAAUCCCAUAAAGCAACAGCAAGAAACAAACUCCGAAUUAGAACAGAACUAGAACAAGAAGAAAAAGAUUGGAAGACAUGUCUGCUCCCACUUCUUUGGCUACAAAUGUUUUUGGGUUCGGAAGCUACACCACUAUGCUUCAGAAGGUGGAGUCAGUUACCACUUCUUCAAUGCCUGUUCCACCCCCAAAGUCACUUCUAAUUGCCACACCUUCUGAAGCAGGAGAAUUCCCAUUACUCAUUUUCCUCCAUGGUUACCUUCUUUACAACUCUUUCUACUCUCAGCUUCUCCAGCAUGUUGCUUCCCAUGGCUUCAUUGUUAUUGCUCCUCAGUUGUACAUCGUGGCUGGACCAGAUACAACAGAUGAGAUUAAGUCAACAGCUGCAAUCACCAAUUGGUUAUCCAAAGGGGUACUCCAAGGGUUGCUUCCACCAUAUGUUCGGCCAAACUUAAGCAAGCUUGCACUUGCCGGCCACAGUCGAGGAGGCAAAGUUGCUUUCGCCCUAGCUCUGCAGAAAACAAUGACUAAAUUAAAGUUUUCAACCUUAAUAGGCAUAGACCCAGUCGAUGGAAUGGACAAAGGGAAACAAACGCCACCUCCGGUACUCACCUACAUUCCUCAUUCAUUCGAUCUUGAUAUGGCAGUGAUGGUAAUCGGUUCGGGUCUUGGUGAAGUGAAAAGAAAUCCUUUGUUCCCUCCUUGCGCUCCCAAGGGAGUUAACCAUGAAGAUUUCUUCAAAGAAUGUCGAAAACCGGCUUGUCAUAUUGUUGCCAAGGACUAUGGUCAUCUUGACAUGUUGGAUGAUGAGACUAACGGGUUCAGAGGACGUUCAUCAUAUUGUUUGUGCAAAAAUGGGGAGGCUAGGGAGCCCAUGAGGAGGUUUGUUGGAGGAGUUGUUGUUGCCUCCAUGAAAGCUUAUCUUAAUGGAGAUAACACAGACUUGAUUGCUAUAAAAGAUGGGCAUGAAGCUGCACCGGUGGAGCUUAAAACGAUUGAAUUUCUUGUUUAAAGAUUAUAUAGAUAGAUAGAUACACGCAAGUAUAUAUGAAGCUUCAGGAUUUAAACAUUCUAGAAAGCUUAUCAAGAUUUAAACGAGGUGUGCCAACAUGAUUUUUAUCUUCCAUGUAUGCUACUUACCCUUUGAUGACAACCAACAUAUGGUCAAAAACUCAAUCUUUUCUUUCUAA